Messenger RNA from Stegodyphus dumicola, 1732 nucleotides. RefSeq lists its product as uncharacterized. The record is from RefSeq and is a predicted model, not a curated record. Lineage: Eukaryota; Metazoa; Arthropoda; Arachnida; Araneae; Eresidae. Gene Ontology annotation, molecular function: NAD binding.
CUGAAAAGGAAGUUAUUUUGCAGUUUGUUGUUGCACGAUCUAAUCUAAUUUGAUAGCGGCAUUUUAUUGGCAUGUUUCCGCAAAAAUAUUUUUUUCUCAGAUUUAGAAGGCACUUCAAUUAAUAAUUUUCUAAAUUGUUAUCAGAAUUAACUAAAUAAUAGGAUUAUAAACAUUUGCACAAAAUGGAAAACGGAAGACGGUAUCCUGAUGUUUAUUUGAUGUCCAGGUUUCCAGAUUUGGAUAAAGAAUUGAGAAAUUUUCUCCCAAAAGAAGCAAAUCUUGUGAUUGUACCAAUAACAGAUAAGAGAAUCAAAUGGGAUAAAAGUAUUCAACUUUCAAAUGAAGAAAUUGAAACUGUGCAGAAAGCUGAAGUCCUUGUUAUUGAUAGUUCUCGUCUGGCUAAGAUACUUUAUCAGCUUCCUAACGCAAAGUGGGUUCAGGCUACUUGGGCUGGUGUGGAAAUGAUAUUUGAAGAAGUGGAAAAAUCAAAGCCGUUUCCGAACUUCAAACUCACGAGAUUUGGUGAUUCAUAUUUUGGUGAACUGAUGUCUAAUUAUGUUAUUGCCCAAAUAGUUAACACAGAAAGAGGAUUUUAUCUUUAUAGUCAUAAGCAGAAAACAAAUGAGUGGGCUCGACCCUUUUUUCCGAAUUUUCGAGUGCUAAGUGAUCUUACAAUAGGUGUACUUGGGUCUGGAAAUCUUGGUUCAGCAGUUGGCCGCAUGUUGAAAAGAAAUGGCUCACGUGUCAUCGCAUACGUUCGAACUGUUCGAAAUUCUUCUACAGACAGCUACGAUGAGGCAACUACAGAUUUAAACAGAGUACUCGAAGAAGUUGACUACUUGUGCAAUGUUCUGCCCAGUACUGAUGAAACAAGGGGCCUUUUAGAUGAUGAUGUGCUCAAAAACUGCAAAAAGAAGCCUGUAUUUAUAAACAUUGGAAGAGGUGAUAUAAUCAGUGAAAACAAUAUAAUAAAGGCCUUAAAAGAAGGAUGGAUAUCUAAAGCAGUUUUGGAUGUGUUUGAAACUGAACCACUCCCACCGUCUAGUCCACUGUGGCAAACACCAGAGGUUUAUAUUACUCCUCAUGUCGGAGCUAUUCCUAGAAUUGAUGGAAUUGCUAAAUUCAUAGCUCAAAACUAUAAAAGAUAUGUAAAUGGAGAGCCACUUAUGAAUCAUAUUGAAUGGAACAAAGGAUAUUAGCGAGAAAAAUACAAAAGCCUUUUCUGUUGUACAUUUCUGCGUUAAACUUAGCUGAAACUUUCCAAGAAUAAUGCUGCAUAUUCGCAUAUAUAUUUUAAGUAAAGAAUGAUGUUGUUAUUAGAUUGUAUUGCAUAAAUUACCUAAAUGUGUACAAACCGAUAUGAUAAUAUUUAUCACAGAUGAGAUUUGAUUUCAUGAUUUUACGGUUAACAAAUAAAGUUUUAUGUUCAAAUUAAAUGUAAGGUGAGCACAGUAUUCGAAAACAGAUUUUCAGAGAAAAAAUAAAUCAAUUUCUUACAGCGCAAGUAAAUACUGCCCGGAAUAUAAUUUGUCGUUCUGAUAUUUUGAAUCAACCCGAUUAAAUAAAAACUUCAGAAAAAAACGCAAUGCAAUAUUUAUUAUGCUGUACAGAAUAUGUACGCAAAUGUUUUAUUUAUUUAUUUAUUUAUUUAUUAUUGAAAGAAGUAAUUGAAACGAUGUUAAAUCCAUUCCAUUUUUAACUUCCCUUCUCAAAUAAAGAACGUGAAAUGAAA